AACUCGAAGCACCACAAUCACCGUAAAAAGGUAGCAAACAGCGGACCAAAAUGCGCACUCUAGCAAUCAUCGCUUUGGGGUUUUUUGUCGUCGCGUCAGCCAGGCCUAGUUUUGAGCAAGGUUUAAAGAAAUGUUAAAAAACAUUGAUGAAAGAGCUUCUACUCGUCCAAAAGUCAGAUUUGAUCUUCCGAAAGAAGAUCAAAGAGAAUCUGAUCUUCGUGAACUGCUGAUGAAUGUGAUCGAAAAGUAUGAAACCCGUAGCCAAAGUGUAAGAUCAGAGGAGGAGUCUGAAGAGAGAUGCGAUGAAGAGUACAAUAUAACGAUACCUUGUAUAGAUGUGCCUGAUAAGCGAGCUUUCAUGCAGUGUGCACUCGAUGAGGGGGAAAAGGCUGAGCAGACCUUUGCCAGAAUCUUCAAAGAAAACAAUGACGACAACAAAGACCUUUACAGUGAACGGGAGAUGCGUUUUGUUCAGAACUUAAGAGCAUCUGACCUUGUGUCCUUGAAAGUGAAAGAAUACACAGACAUGAUAGUGGAGGAAAUGGGAUACCUUCGCUUUAAAGAUGCAGUUAAUUUUGAAGACAUGACGGAAGAAACAAUGCAAGAGCUAAUGGAGACUCACUGCAGGUAUACAGUCAUAAAGCAAGAAACCUCACAGAGAAUCGAAAGCAUCUCAUUCAACUAGACUUUAUCACGUUUUAGACAUCUUUAAUCUGGAAUGAGUGAUUGAUAACUGCCUGCUACGUAUACCAUUACGAGAAUUGUCUUUAUGAUUUCCUGUUUUCUUUCUAUCAUAGAGACGUUUUAUAUAAAAUAUCAUAUCUAAACAUUGUGAAACAGUUGUUUGUUUACACUAUAUUUUAGAUGGUCAACAUUAAACAUUAAUUAUUGAAUCAUUUAGGAUUAUUUAAAACUCUUAUUAUACUACGAAUAAACCUUUCUCUUCUGCAGCACAUGCUUUUGUGUG
Messenger RNA from Ruditapes philippinarum (Manila clam), 967 nucleotides. RefSeq lists its product as uncharacterized. NCBI's taxonomy places the organism in Eukaryota, Metazoa, Mollusca, Bivalvia, Venerida, Veneridae. The coding region runs from base 131 to 685 and encodes 184 amino acids. The transcript is spliced from 13 exons. The record is from RefSeq and is a predicted model, not a curated record.